AUGUGUAGGCAGAAGUUCCAACCAUUCACCCUAAAAGGUUUUCCUUUGUCGGAACUCUAUGAAACACUGGGUAACACUAGGGUCAUCGAGAGUAUAUUGCAACCAUCCGAGGAUGAGGUAAUUAUGCUUGCUGAAGUCAUGGAAAGGAAUGAAGAGGAAGAUAUCGGUGAUAUCAUUCCUGAAAAUUGGACGAGGCAUUUAGUUGAGGAAAAGAAGCUGAUAUUCUGGAAAGAGAUAUGCAAGAUCGAUGUUGAUGCCCGAGAUAAUAAAGAGUGGGUAAACCAUCCUGCAGAGGCUAAGAAUAAUGUGGGGACGGAGAAGGCGGCGCCUCUUGGAUUGGAGGAACAGCUUCAGAGCUUGCAGAAGAGUGGAGAGAAACUUGAAAGUCUGGUGAAAACUGAGAAAGCAAGGAAGCAGAAACAGCCGAAGAAGAAACAACCGAAGCAGAAGCCAAAGAAGAAGCAGGAGCCGGAGCAGAAGGAGCCAGAGCAGAAGGAAGCAGAGCAGAAGGAGGCGGAGCAGAAGGAGGCGGAGCAGAAGGUGGCGGAGCAGAAAGAGCCGGAGAUGAAUGAGGCGGAGCUGAAAGAGGCGAAGCAGCUUGUAGCUCGAUCUCCGUACCUGCUUAGAAGUAAAGAGGUAGAACCAGACGGUGCUGACGUUGUGAACGCAGAAGUGGGUGCAGGUAAACGGAAACAAGAGCAAUCGAAGCUAGGGCCAAACACAAGGCAGAGACGUUAA
Molecule: messenger RNA, 738 nt
Organism: Eutrema salsugineum
Lineage: Eukaryota; Viridiplantae; Streptophyta; Magnoliopsida; Brassicales; Brassicaceae
Exons: 3
Coding region: 1-738 (245 amino acids)
Source: RefSeq, a predicted model, not a curated record